Molecule: messenger RNA, 1258 nt
Organism: Drosophila eugracilis
Lineage: Eukaryota; Metazoa; Arthropoda; Insecta; Diptera; Drosophilidae
Exons: 3
Coding region: 18-1013 (331 amino acids)
Source: RefSeq, a predicted model, not a curated record
ACACUUAACCACACAUCAUGGCCAAGAAGAAGGGGAAGAAGGGCAAGAAGGGCAAGCGCCCAAAGGUCGAUUGCAAGUUCAACAUCACGGACGAGAUGCUCAAGCCAAUGAACGAGAAUAUGGAUGAUUGCGAUGGCUGCUGCCAAUGCCCCUGCGAUUGCGACUGCAGUCCGGAAUUAGCUCCGUGCUUCAUCCAACCAACCAAGCCGGACCCGGGUCCUGAAGCCUACGAUGAGUUCGAGGCCUGUCUGAAUGGCAGCGGUCUGACCAUUCGCGUUCUCAAGAACACCCACAAGGUGGAGAGCGUCCUGGACGGAAGUGAAACCAACCCUAACCUUGGGGCAGAUGACGAUCCCUGCUAUCGUGACGAUCCCAACGACUGCGAGCCCAAGAAGGAGUCCUGCCUGCACGAGAUGCUGCAGCGCAGCUCCUUCGCCAGGAACCACAUCAAGCGCAGGACCGGCGGCAGGAUCAUAAACCACCCGAAUAUCCCCAAGGUGCGGGCCAAUAUUAAGUACUCUGGAAACGAUGCCUGCGAAACGGACAACUAUUAUGUGCCCUUCUCGAAGAUCAAGGAGGCCUGCGACCUUCAGGAGGCCAAGGUGGACUGCUACCGCCAGCGCCUCUGCGGCGGAUCCGAUCGCAUUGUCCCCGCUCAGUGUCCCGCCCAGAACCAGAGGACCUGCUGCAUGCAGGUCGAGCGGAAGGACAUCAUGCAGACCAUGAAGGGCGUCAAUCUGGACACCAGACGCAAGGGCAUAGAGGUGUGCUACAAGACCUGCGAGGAGACCGAUAGCGAUGUCUUUCUGGUGAAACUGGGAAGCAAGGCCAAGUCACAGCACAAGAAGAACACCAUCGAGAUCGAGCUGAGGACGCCGAAGCAGCCCGUAACCCUUCCGGUCAGCAAGGUGACCACCGAGACCUAUGUUUCCGAGGAAAUGCUGGGCGGUGUCAAGAAGGGCAAAAAGAAGAAGAAGGGCAAGGGCAAGAAGGGCAAGGGCAAGAAGAAGUAACCGUCUGAUCCCUAGGAGGAUCAUCCUAUAUUACUAACUGGACCUGAUGUACACUUUUUCGGCACCCAUCAACUGGCAUUCACUUGCAACACUUCAAAAAUUCACUGCAGCUGUCAUUAAAAUUUGGUUUUGGACUUAGACCUCUCGUAUCAACCCGUUUAGUUUGACGCACGAAUACUGAAUAUAUAGUUACCUUAAUGUACCAUUCGGAUUCAACGAAUAUUAUAAAAAUUUAAAAUUAUCAA